AAAAAAAAUCACGAUGGUGGCGGAUCGCCGUGGACCCACUUUCCGCUUUUAGCUCGGGAAUAAGCAGGCGAUCAUUCCUUAAUCACAAUGAGGAUAUGGGAAUAUCAGUGUCUGAAGACGGUUCAGAGAAGAUCUAGUGUUGAAAAUAUUAAUCCAUGAAAUGCUGAGAAGAUUUGACUGCUCCAUCUUUUAAAAAUAGUGACAAAGGAUAGCAAAACAGUAUUAAAAAGAUUCUACAUCGAGAAUAAGUGUAGCUAAUGGGGUGCCAUAGGAAUCUCUGCAGGCCUUAACUGUGCAGUUACUGAUGUUGCAAAGAUGUCUGGGAAAGCAAGAUGAGAGACAGAAAAAAAAUAAGAGGACUGAACAAGAAUGGCAGAACUAUUUAUGGAAUGUGAAGAAGAAGAAUUGGCGCCUUGGCAAAAAGGGAAUAAAGACGAUGAAGAUGAUGAUGAUGAGCCCAUUUUUGUGGGAGAGAUUACAAGCUCCAAAAACACCAGUUACCUAAGUAAAACAGGAGGCACAACAUUUAGUUUGGCACAGCGAGGAGGAAUGCAAAAUGGCGGACUCAGCAGAAGCAUGAUGGUCUCCUUUGGCAGUGAUGCAUCUUCUACAAUUCAGUCCGUCAACCAACAAUCUAUCACUUCUGCUCCAUCAAAUUCUAGCACAAUGGCUGCGUAUCAGCCAGGAUCUCGAACUAUGCCUGCUUCAUUAACAACACAGCCUAUGGUAUUAUCGCAGGGUUUUGUUGUAAAAGAUAUGGGUUCGCCUACAUCUGCAUCUCAGAGUUCAGGUGGCGCAAUGUACAAUAUAAAGAAUCCACGUUAUCAAAGCAGAACAAGUGUUCCUGUGUUAUCUGGAGUCACUUCACAAUCAGGAAGAACAGGGCUGCCUCAAUUAAGGCCAGUUGGUACGGGUCGAGCAAUUCCAAAUAUCAGUUAUAGUCCCACUCAAAUGAAUUCAUCUAUACCAAGUGGGCAGAAAUUGGGGCAGAAAAACUCUCCCAAACCUCUUCAAACAACUCAGAUCCUUAACCAUGCUAGUGGAAUAGCAAGUGCAGCCCAGAGCACAAAUGUCAGUAGCAAGCGCCCAGCAGCCUGUGAGAUAAACAGUAUUGGUUCAAAGAAAUCAAAGACAUUUGAAGCUGGAUCUGUAAAUAAUCCAUCAACUUUAUCACCAUCGUCAACUGGAUGUCCCGCAAUGGUGUCAUCGUUUAGCAGUACAUCAAAAGGAUCACAAAGUAAUAUUAAAAAUGGAGUACCGGUCCCAAGGGCUUGUCCAAAAUGCAAUAUUCACUUCAAUGUCUUGGAUUCUUUACGACAUCAUAUGGUUUUCUGCUGUCCAGAUCUGGUGUCCAGCUACUGUCCUGUAACAUCAUCUGAGCAAUCUCCAAACAAGGUAUUAGAAAUUGAAAAGGGGAAACUUAUAAUGUUGGUCAAUGACUUUUAUUAUGGAAAAGAUGAUGGUGAAGCCCACCUAAAUCAGCAAGAUCAGAAGACAAAUACAACUUUCAAGUGCUACAGCUGUCUGAAGAUCCUUAAGAAUAAUAUAAGGUUUAUGAACCACAUGAAGCAUCAUAUGGAACUGGAGAAGCAGAGUAGUGAGAGCUGGGAAAACCACACCACCUGUCAGCACUGCCAUCGUCAGUUCCCCACACCUUUCCAGCUACAAUGCCACAUUGAAACUGCUCACUGUCCAUAUGAGUCAACAACAAUUUGUAAAAUUUGUGAGUUAUCCUACGAAUCUGAGCAAGUCCUUCUACAGCAUAUGAAAGACAAUCAUAAACCAGGGGAAAUGCCAUAUGUUUGUCAGGUAUGCAGUUACCGGUCAUCAGUGUAUUCAGAUGUUGAUAACCAUUUCCGCGUUGUUCAUGAAAAUACCAAGCAGUUGCUCUGCCCGUUUUGCCUUAAAGUCAUUAAAAGUGGAAAUGCUUAUGUCCAGCAUUACAUGAGGCAUCAGAAAAAAGGAGUUUACCGUUGUAGCAAAUGUAAGCUUCAGUUUUUAACCUGUAAAGAAAAGGUGGAUCAUAAGACUCAACACCAUAGGACAUUUAGAAAACCUGCACAAUUAGAAGGCCUACCUCCUGGCACAAAGGUUACUAUUCGAGCUUCCAUGACACCUUUUCCAGUUGGAUCAUCUUCCAUGCCUUCAGUUAAUUCUGCAACUAGUUCUACACUCCGGAGCUCAUCAUCAGUAACAGUAAACACUAAAUUGUACUCAUCAGCUAUAAACCAAGUUACUACCAUAGGAAGUUCACAACCAGCUCCAUACUUUAAAGAGGAAAAGAAGAAAAAUACAGCCAAUAAAAAAAUAACCAAACCUUUUAAUAUUGAUCUUCAGUUUUUCAGGGCCAGAUGUGGUGUUCACAAAUGUAUUGAGUGUGACACAGAAGUUAAAGAGUUCACCAGCCACUUUGCCACUUACGCCCGUUGUUCCCUUUGUCGAUUCAGAAGUAGUUGCAACAAAUCUUAUGUGACCCAUAUGAUGAGCUUUCACACUGUCCCAAGUAAAAAGAAAUUUUGGAUGUUCAGAGGAUAUUCAAACAAACUGAGAAAUAUAAAACUAGUAUGUGCUAGUUGUCCAUUUGAGGCCAGCGUUACUGAUUCAGACAAUAUGGCAAAACAUCUUGAUCAAAACAAGCUCCAUGUCUGCCGCAUCAUUUCAAAAUCCAGUGCUUCCGGUGUUGUUGACAAUAUGUUCCAGGGGAAUGAGCAAAUCUCAACACUUGAUGAAAUAAAGAAGACUGAGGCGAAACCAUCUUCUGCAUUACCUGAUAUAGAAAUUUUGGAAAUUGAUUUAUCUGCUGAUGGAAACCAGGACAAAGAUGAUCAGCCUUUAAAAUGUGAGGUUGAGAGUUCAUCUGUGGAAGCUGUGCCUUCACCACAUUGUGACAAACUAGGUGAUCAGCAAGACGAAGUAAACUCCGAUGAAAAUAUAGAAAGUAAUGAACGUACUGAGAAAACAACAGAUGGUCUGCUGUCUGAAUUGACUACAGAGAAGGGAUGUGAUGCUGAUGAAAGAGCUCAGGACAAUUCCUCAGAUCGAACACUCACACCUCCAAACACUAAUGAAGCACAGGAUUUCAAGUCAGUUGAUAAUGAUGUAGAAAUAAUUCAAAAUGAAUUUGAGGGAAUUGAUGCUUGUGAUGAAACUAAAGAUUGCAAAACUCUUACGGAUUCACUGCAGAAAUGUAAACAGACAGGAAACGAGGGAAUGGAUAAAGAAAAAUCUGUUCAAGAAAAGAGUGAUGAUGCAAAUGUAGAACAGGAUAAGGAUUCCAAAGAAGAUGUUUGCUUUGAGCAGUUUUUUAGGAGCAAAGAUGAGCCAGAAGCUGUUGGCUCUGAUGUGAGUGAGCAAGGCAGCAUUCAGCUGGAACCACUCACUCCUUCUGAGGUUUUAGAACAUGAAGCUACUGAGAUUCUACAGAAAGGGAGUGUGGUGACUGCCACCAAGAGAAGGGGAACAACUGCUGCAGAGGAAAGUAAUAAAGAGACAACUCCUGCUACAAUACUGAUAAGCUCAGAGCAUCUAGAUGAAAAUGAAAAGAGCUGAAGUCUUGCAUGAGACGUUGACUAUCUUAUUGGACUUGAUUCACAGAUACACGUACACCAAGCACACAAACACAUGUACUGUUAAAAGGCUUUGAUAUUCUUAUCCCUGUUCAGACUACAGUUCACAUUCUUGUCUUUGAAAAAAGCAAAUGGCAUGUGAAUAGAAAAGACUUACAAAUCUGUAGAAUUCUGUAUAAAGUUAAGCACCUUUAUAGGUGCAGUCUUGGCAGGCUCUCAGCUUACCUACGUAAACUUUCAGUGAAAGUGGAAUCAUUACAAAAAAGCAUAAUUAUGUCAUUGUGCAGCUGUGCAGAAAAAUCGAAUCAGUCAGGCACAAGACGACGUAAUAUUGCUGUUGCUGUAACCCAGUGCAUAUUAUUUUUAUUAGUCUUUGCAAUAGAGAUAGACCGUUUAGGAUGGGUUACAUGGUAAACCAAAGUGCAGUUCAUCCUUUCCUUUUACUGUAGUAAAUAGGAUAUGUUGUGUUAAGUAAUGCUUUAUUUGUAUUGGCAUGUAUCUUUUGUUGUUCAGCAGUUUAUUCUGCUUACAGCGGUAGACUACAAGGCAGGAACUGCAGAAUAUGUAACAAUGAAUUGUUUUUUUUUAAACUGCAGUACUUUAUAGUGCCAAGCUAACUGACUAUAUGAGGAAGAAUAAAGCUGCUUAAAAUUAUACUGAAUAUUUUUUACUACAUAUUUGGUAAAUAGCUUCAGAUACGUACUUUGCUAGUGAUUGGCAGUGGCUUGCUUUGAUGUACAGUUUCUGCAGAAAACAACAAAUUCCUAUUUAAGUAUCAAAAUUUUAGACUUGAUUCUUUUAGAUGUGGCUAAUUUUACUUUGUUAUAAAGUUGUUUUAUUUUAUGAGUACCAGAUUUGGAAGUAAGAGCACCCUGAAGCUGAUAUUUGUUCAUUUCUGCUAAGUGCAUUUUGCUAAAGACUAGUUGAAUAAAAGAAUAUAAAAUAGCAUGCAUCAAAAGUUGAUGAAUCUAAUUUACUGAUUUUCAUAUAGGAUAACUACUUUUUAAAUCACUCUUCCAACUACUCUUAGUUCUUGGGGAAAAAAACACCUGAAAAUAUUCUUUGUCCAUCUGUCAAUAAAAGAGAAUUUUUAAUAUUUUAUUAUAUAGAAUAAUUUUUCUUAAAAGGACCUCCUAGAUUCAAAGCCCCAAAACAAUAAAAAAAACUCAUAAAACUCAAUUCCUUUUGUUUUGUAUAACGUACUGAAUAGUUGCACUUUCCACUUAAUAAAAUGUGAACAAUCUUUAUUUAUGUUCUUUGAUUAAAAUGGAAUCAUCCUAUCUUCUUUAUUACGUGCAUUUCCAAACCCACCUAAAAUGACUAUGUUUUCAUAGAAUUCUGGAUGCCCUAUGACAUUUAUAUUAAUAUUUGAUUGUUUUGUAGAAACAGUACUAAUAUAUUUUUGCUUGACCUUUUCUGCAGGCAUUUUAACAAAUCUCCCACAUCAUUUGCUGCCAUGCAUCCUCCUUCCUUGGAUGGGAGGUGGGCUUGCCAUUGAUGCCCUUCUGAAGUUCUAUAUCUGAAUGUCUUCUUGUUCAUGAUAUUAGUUGGUCGUGGCUUUUCAUUUUCCUCCUCGAAAAUCUCCUUAAUUGUUGGUGAUUACCCUGGCUAGUUUAAAUUUCAGCAGCUUUGGAAUUAGUCAGCUGCUUCCUUUUAACUAUUAGUUGCGACUGUAAUUAUAAGAAAAAUCUGUUGCAAAAUGUAUUGCAAAGUCUUGAUAUCAGUGGAAUACAGCAAACUCUCACACCCAGUUUUAUUGACUUCACAGGAUCAUUGCUAUCCUAAUGCAAAAUUUGAGAUCAGUUACUGAUGGUGUAAAAGCUAUUCUGUUUAAUGAAAUAGAUUUGUUUUUCAGACUGGCAAAUAAAUUGCAAACAGUCCCUUGUAACUCCUUCAAAAUAUUAGUUUUUAUUUCAAGAUAUUUUAUACAACUUAUUGGCUGUGGCAAGAGAGAUACUCAGCUGUGUUUUUAUUCCAUGUGGACAUAACAUGAGAUUUGUUUGAUUGUAGUUACCCACCGGGUCUUUGUGAUUUAGCAUGUGCAGUCUACUUUGUAAGGGAAAAGAGAAAUGAAAUGCAGCUCCAUCUAAUAUAAUUUCCUUUACACAGUUAAUUUAUAGCAGGGUUGUAAAUACUUUUGUAUGUGUUUUAAAUGAUUAAUUUAGAAAUUGUUAGUACUUUACUUUAAGACUAAUCACCAUAUUUGUAUGUUGGAGUUAUGUUGAUCUUUCAUUGUCGUUAUACCUCUAAAAUGUAAAUUUACUUGUUCCACUCCAGGACACUCGCACUUCAGUUCAUGAUUUGCUCAUGAAUGUUGGGUAUAAAACGCAACUUUAAGCAAAGCAAUGUGCAACUGAAUAAAUAUAGAUGCCCAUGCUUGUGAAUGUUGGCAAAUGGACAGGUGCCAGAUUUUAGGCUAAUUUACAUUACUGGAGAAAGCUCCAGUUGUCAGGAAUUUGGACCUUUGAAAUAUAAAAGUGAUAACAUUGGUAGCACACAGUGCGAAGGCUUUUCCUUUCAGUGUGACUGUAUUUAAUGCUAGUUAACUUGGAUGAAGAAAUAUGUUUCCAUUGCUGCUGUUGCUACUUUUAGUUCUGGAAUUCAAUUGAUUCCUAUUCAGAGUAAAGUUACUGUACACAGGGAGGGGUGGAAAUAAUGGUUUGUAUACUUUUUCUUCUUGUAGAAGUUAAAUGUAACUUUAAUGCCAGUGCCUGCAAGCUCAAAUAAAGAAAAUGCAUCUAAUGA
Pristis pectinata (smalltooth sawfish) is the source of this 6311-nucleotide messenger RNA. It is a transcript of the gene znf280d, whose product is annotated as zinc finger protein 280D. Gene Ontology annotation, molecular function: DNA-binding transcription factor activity, RNA polymerase II-specific; RNA polymerase II cis-regulatory region sequence-specific DNA binding. Bases 370 to 3549 code for a protein of 1059 amino acids. The transcript has 23 exons. Lineage: Eukaryota; Metazoa; Chordata; Chondrichthyes; Rhinopristiformes; Pristidae. The record is from RefSeq and is a predicted model, not a curated record. Gene Ontology annotation, biological process: regulation of DNA-templated transcription.